Molecule: messenger RNA, 724 nt
Organism: Drosophila mojavensis
Lineage: Eukaryota; Metazoa; Arthropoda; Insecta; Diptera; Drosophilidae
Exons: 2
Coding region: 32-499 (155 amino acids)
Source: RefSeq, a predicted model, not a curated record
UAGGCUGAGCGUAGAGAUCGUGUAUGUGGUCAUGCUCUGUGUUGUUGCUUUCUGGCUGCACUUUUUAACGGGUAACGUUAAGUCUCUAUACGUAAUAUUUCGUGCAACUCUGGUCAUGUCCAACAUGAUGCACAAUAUAUGGAUGGCAAGAUCCAUUGAGGCAGCAGAGCGGCAGGUGUUGAACCAGAUGUAUCAACAUGAUAUGCUGAUUCCUUUAAAACAUCAAAAUCCUGCAAGACGGAGACGCUUGGUAAAGUUAACCCAAAUCUAUUUGAAGCGCUGCACUAAGAGGGAACAAACUCCUUCAAUAUACAACUACAUUCACAUCAGUCGAUCUCUUAAUGUGUUUAUCAUCAAUGUCGUAGUCAGCAAUGCGUUCUUAAUGAUUAUGUUCAGCAUAAAGUAUGAGCGUCGCUAUGAAAUAUUCUCCGAACAUCAUCAGCUGCACACUGCAAACGACUUAACACUCAAAAUAAUGCAUAACAUGGCCCAAUUGUGAUUCAUUCGCGCGAGCAUAAUUCAAUGAAUAUAUUUUUUGCUUAACAAUUAAUAAACUCAUUAAUUUAACCAAAUUGUAAUCGAUGGUCGUUGAGCAUUGUGUACGAAUAGCAAUUAACUAAGUCGAACGACUAAUAAUCCAACGUCAACGAAUCGUCACAUUCAGUGUUUACAAUGUCGUACUACCUCAAGGUUCUGCUGAAGCUGCUCAAUAUUCUGACCAAAA